Candoia aspera is the source of this 1430-nucleotide messenger RNA. RefSeq names its product 5'-nucleotidase, cytosolic IA (gene NT5C1A). The coding region runs from base 80 to 1201 and encodes 373 amino acids. Lineage: Eukaryota; Metazoa; Chordata; Lepidosauria; Squamata; Candoiidae. Gene Ontology annotation, molecular function: magnesium ion binding; 5'-nucleotidase activity; nucleotide binding. The transcript is spliced from 6 exons. The record is from RefSeq and is a predicted model, not a curated record. Gene Ontology annotation, cellular component: cytoplasm; cytosol. Gene Ontology annotation, biological process: nucleotide metabolic process; adenosine metabolic process.
GAUCCUGGGGCAGAAGGAAAGCCACCUGCCGGCUGGUGUCACCUCCUCCGGCCCCCUGGACGGGUAGAGGGAAGGCGCCAUGGAGCCCGCUGGACCCGGACGCCCAGAAAGCAGCGGGCAGCCCGGCAGCAGCCCGCUCCCCAACGGCGGAGGGCAGCCGAAGCAAGCGAGCUGGGAGGAUGCCAAGGCCUUUUAUGAAAACCUCUCUCCCAAAAAGAAGCCCAAAUCACCGAAGCCCCAGGACGCCGUCACCAUCGCGGUGUCCUCCCGUGCCCUGUUCCGGAUGGAGGAGGAGCAGAAGGUCUACCGUGAGCAGGGCCUGGAGGCCUACGUGAAGUACCAGCUUCAGCACGAGGAGGAGCCCUUCCUGCCUGGAGCGGCGUUCCCUUUUGUCAAGGCCCUGGAAUCUGUCAACCACCAGCUGCGGGAGCUGUUCCCAGACAGCGAGGAGCUUUUUGACACUGUCCUCGUGACCAACAACCAUGCACAAGUGGGGGUUCGCCUGAUCAACAGCAUCAACCAUUACAAUCUAUUCAUUGAGAGGUUUUGUAUGACAGGUGGGAACAGCCCCAUCUGCUACUUGAAGGCCUACCAUACCAAUCUGUACUUAUCAUCGGACUGUGAGAAAGUGAGUGAGGCCAUAGAAGAGGGUAUUGCAGCCGCCACUAUUUUCACCCCCGAGAAGGAUGUGCCAGUCUCGGAGAAGCAGCUGCGUGUCGCCUUUGAUGGAGACGCUGUGCUGUUUUCAGAUGAGUCAGAGCAGAUCGUAAAGGCUCAUGGCCUAGACAAGUUCUUUGAGCAUGAGAAGACUUACGAGAACAAGCCUCUUGCUCAGGGACCACUGAAGGGCUUCCUGGAAGCACUCGGGAAGCUUCAGAAGAAGUUCUACUCCAAAGGCCUGCGCCUGGAAUGCCCAAUCCGCACCUACCUCGUUACAGCUCGCAGUGCCGCCAGUUCUGGGGCCCGGGCCCUAAAAACUCUCCGGAGCUGGGGACUAGAAACGGAUGAAGCCCUCUUUCUGGCUGGCGCACCCAAAGGCCCCUUGCUGGAGAAGAUCCGCCCACAUAUCUUCUUUGACGAUCAGAUGUUUCACGUGGAGGGGGCAAAGGAGAUGGGCACUGUUGCCGCCCACGUUCCUUAUGGGGUUGCCCAGAAGUACAAGCUCUCAGGACAAAGAAAGGCAGCUCAGAACAGCAAGUAGUGCCCAGGAAUGGGCCUGGGCUGGACCGGCUUUUGAUACUCGGAGAACGUCUCGGUUGGUGGGUACAAACUUCUAGGAUAACUAGAACCAAGGGUAUUGGAAUGGCAAAUGUAGGAUCUCCUGCUGCCCGUACCCACUGCACUUUAAGCCCUUCCCCACCAGCACAAUGGCUGUGCCCACACCCUCCUGUCAGCCCCCCCGAGCAUCUCCUGGGCUCUUUGGCGUCACU